Microtus ochrogaster (prairie vole) is the source of this 1162-nucleotide messenger RNA. It is a transcript of the gene Mak16, whose product is annotated as MAK16 homolog. NCBI's taxonomy places the organism in Eukaryota, Metazoa, Chordata, Mammalia, Rodentia, Cricetidae. The record is from RefSeq and is a predicted model, not a curated record. Gene Ontology annotation, cellular component: preribosome, large subunit precursor; nucleolus. Gene Ontology annotation, biological process: maturation of LSU-rRNA; maturation of 5.8S rRNA.
GCUCUCCGGAAGUGACUCCCCGGAAGGAGCAUGUCUGCUUUCCUUGUCCUGCCUAACGCGGCGUGCUGAUCCUCCGGCACCAUGCAGUCGGAUGAUGUUAUCUGGAAUACACUAGGAAACAAACAAUUUUGUUCUUUCAAAAUAAGAACCAAGACUCAGGGCUUCUGCAGAAAUGAGUACAGUCUGACUGGGCUGUGCAAUCGGUCAUCUUGUCCUCUGGCAAACAGUCAGUAUGCAACCAUUAAAGAAGAGAAAGGACAGUGCUACCUGUAUAUGAAGGUCAUAGAACGAGCAGCUUUUCCCCGGCGGCUCUGGGAACGGGUCCGACUUAGUAAAAACUAUGAGAAAGCAUUGGAACAAAUAGAUGAAAAUUUAAUUUACUGGCCUCGCUUCAUUCGACACAAAUGUAAGCAGAGGUUUACCAAGAUUACCCAGUACCUGAUUCGAAUUAGAAAACUUACACUGAAGCGCCGGAAGAAACUUGUUCCUUUGAGCAAGAAGGUUGAGCGGAGGGAGAAGAGAAGAGAGGAAAAAGCAUUAAUAGCUGCCCAGCUGGACAACGCCAUUGAGAAGGAAUUACUGGAAAGACUCAAACAAGAAACGUAUGGCGACAUCUACAACUUCCCCAUCCAUGCCUUCGACAAGGCCCUUGAGAAACAGGAAGCAGAGAGUGACUCUGAAGAUGAAGAAGAAGAAGAUGAGGAGGAGGAAGAUGAAGAGGAUGUGGGUAAAAGAGAGUUUGUAGAAGACGAUGAUGUGGAUGAGAGUGACCUGAGUGAUUUUGAGGAUAUGGAUAAACUGGAUGCUGGCAGUGAUGAAGAACAGGAUGAUGACUCCUCCAGUGAAGAAGAAGAAGAGAAGGCCCUUAAGGCCAAACACAAAGGCAAAGCACCCUUAAAAGGACCUUUGCGGAAAAAACGGGCCUAUGUGGAGAUAGAGUAUGAGCAGGAGACAGAACCCACAGCCAAAGCCAAAACCACAUGAGUCUCCUUCAUGUUUUAUCCUGAAAAGUCAACACUUCCAACUGUGCUCCUUUGUGCUAUAUUUCAUACAGUAUUUAUAUUGUUAAUAUAUAUGUCACUCCAGGGAGUGAGUGGAGAAGAGAGCGCCUUACAGUGUAAAGAAUAUAUAUAUAUAUUUGUUGUUUUGUUUUUCGAGACAG